This is a messenger RNA of Salarias fasciatus (jewelled blenny), 3177 nucleotides long. It is a transcript of the gene slc7a6, whose product is annotated as solute carrier family 7 member 6. Gene Ontology annotation, cellular component: membrane. Gene Ontology annotation, molecular function: L-amino acid transmembrane transporter activity. Gene Ontology annotation, biological process: amino acid transmembrane transport. The record is from RefSeq and is a predicted model, not a curated record. The transcript is spliced from 10 exons. The coding region runs from base 266 to 1819 and encodes 517 amino acids. Lineage: Eukaryota; Metazoa; Chordata; Actinopteri; Blenniiformes; Blenniidae.
CGUCACGUGACGCGGCUCUUGUCUUGUUUACGGACGCUGAUGCGUUUCGUGCGCGGACCCCGCAGCCGGCCGCCGGUCGCCAAACCCCGCAGCGGAGCCGCAGGCAGCGCAGCGCGCUCCUCCCUGAUCUUCAUCGACUCGGCGUUCGGUGUUGGGUCUCUCCAUGCUCUGCUGCUGGUUUGAACUUCCUCGCGCUUCUCUCAGUUGAUCCGGAGGAGCCAGAGGGGAGCUGUGGGCUGGUUCAGCCGGGAGACCACCAGCAGCGAUGGACCGGGAAGACUCCCACAAGUCCAACGGCAGCGCCAGCCACCCCUUACAGCCCCAGGACCCCCCCAAGGAGAGCAUGCAGCUGAAGAAGGAGAUCUCUCUGCUGAACGGCGUCAGUCUGAUCGUGGGAAACAUGAUCGGCUCUGGAAUCUUCGUGUCUCCGAAGGGCGUGCUCAUCUACAGCGCCUCCUACGGGCUGUCGCUGGUCAUCUGGGCCAUUGGGGGCCUGUUCUCGGUGGUGGGGGCCCUCUGCUACGCGGAGCUCGGCACCACAAUCACCAAAUCGGGGGCGUCUUAUGCCUACAUCUUGGAGUCAUUCGGCGGCUUCAUCGCCUUCAUCCGUCUGUGGACGUCUCUGUUGAUCAUCGAACCCACCAGCCAGGCCGUCAUCGCCAUCACGUUCGCCAACUACCUGGUGCAGCCGCUCUUCCCCACGUGCGAGCCGCCGUAUGUGGCAUCCAGACUCAUCGCCGCCGCCUGCCUCUGCCUUCUCACCUUCAUCAACGCCGCCUACGUCAAGUGGGGCACGAGGGUGCAGGACAUCUUCACCUACGCUAAAGUGGCGGCGCUCAUUGUCAUCAUUGCCACUGGCAUCGUCAAGCUGUGUCAGGGCUACACAAGCAACUUUGAAUCGUCCUUCCAAGGGUCAUCCAAAGAUCCGGGUGACAUUGCGCUGGCCCUGUACUCUGCCCUCUUCUCGUACUCUGGCUGGGACACCCUGAACUUUGUAACAGAGGAAAUUAAAAACCCAGAGAGGAACCUUCCACUGGCCAUCGCCAUCUCCAUGCCUAUUGUCACAAUCAUCUACAUCCUCACCAACGUGGCCUACUACGCGGUUCUGGAUGUCAGUUCGAUAAUAGCCAGUGACGCAGUGGCCGUGGUGAGUAAACCAGCCUUAGAAGUGUUCAGCGUCAACCUGCAGGAUUCUUACUUUGUGUGUCAUGCUCAGACGUUUGCAGAUCACACUCUGGGCGUGAUGAGCUGGACCAUCCCCAUCGCCGUGGCUUUAUCCUGCUACGGGGGCCUCAAUGCCUCCAUCAUCGCUGCGUCCAGGUUGUUCUUUGUGGGAUCUCGUGAGGGUCACCUUCCCGAUGCUCUGUCCAUGAUCCACAUCCAGAGAUUCACGCCCAUCCCCGCCCUGAUCUUCAACUGUGUCAUGUCACUGGUGUACCUGACGGUGGAGGACGUCUUCCAGCUCAUCAACUACUACAGCUUCAGUUACUGGUUCUUCAUGGGUCUGUCCAUCGCUGGCCAGAUCUACCUCCGAGUGAAGGAACCGCUCAGACCCAGACCGCUGAAGUUGUCUUUGUUGUAUCCGGUGCUGUUCUGCAUGUGCACUGUGUUCCUGGUGGCCGUCCCCCUCUACAGCGACACCAUCAACUCCCUGAUCGGCAUCGCCAUCGCCCUGUCCGGCGUCCCCGUCUACUUCCUGGGGGUCCACCUGCCCGAGUCCAAGCGGCCACCGAUCAUCACCAAGCUGCUGCGUUCUCUGACUCACCUGACUCAGUACACCUGCUACUGCGUGCUCACAGAGAUGGACAACAGCCAGUAGCCCCGCCCACCACCCCUCAGGACUCUGAACACUGUACCUCAGGAGCCGAGCGCCACACUGCCUGUCAGACGUGUGCACGGACACCAACCGCACCGUCAGCUCCGUCCCCUUCUAUGCAUCCUGCCCACGUCACUGAGUGAAGCCCCGGGCUGGGAACCAAAGGGAAAGCAGCGGAUCUUUUCUGUCUGCUGCUGCUGGUUUCAGCUCGUUCUGUCUGUCAGGAGGGAAACAUUCAAAGUGUUUAGGCCUACGGGAAAAUCUUAUGCAGAGAAACUUUAACGAUGAGGUUGAGAAUAUAUAAAUAACUUUUAGAUCCACAAAUAAACUUUAUACUCUUUAAUCCUCAUCUUCAAUAUUUAUUUUCAAACAUUCUCCAGACUUAUUUUUUUCAACAUUUUGAUCCAAUUCUAAGAAUGUAAACUUGUUUUUUCUCAUCAACAUUUCUACUUCUGAUCACUCUGAAAAUGUUUUGUCUGUUUUGUUGACGCUUACAAAUCAGAUUUUAUUCACAGCGCACUCGGAUGUUUUUUUUUGUUGGACUCAGAAGAGAGAUCGGGCAGCACAGUGGACCAGCGGUUUGCACUCUCAGGAGAAUGGUGGUGCUUGUAUAUGCAGUUUGCAUGUUCUCCCUGUGCGUGAACGGCUUUCCGAGAUGAAUGUGAACAGGGGCGUUUCUCGCUCCUCUCGCACUUUCAACUACUUUUUUUGGAGACGAUUUUCGGACAGUGGAAGAAACUCACUGCAUUUACAUGUUUUCAAGUGAAAACGCAAAAUUGUCAUGAGUUUUCAGAACCUGUUCACACAGCAGUGGUCGGAUGUACUGAAAAUUAAACGAGAAACCAAGUAAAUAGAUCCUCUGCACAUGCUCAGUCGAUCGACAAAGUUUUCCUCCAGAGUGUCUUAACUCCUGGUCCAGAUUCUGCUGGACUUGGCAGAUAAUGUGUCUAGUUUCAUUACAAAAACAACCAAAGCACCAACUUGUGCCCUGGCCAACAUGGUUUACAGCAUUUCUGUGUAAACAGUUUACAAAAAUGCUGCUGUAUGAUGAUGCAACAUUUAAAUGAUGCAUUUUCAUUUGAAACAUGUAAACAGAGCCUGACAGUCUCAAUGAUCUUGAUGUGUUAAAGCCAUAUAGCUUUCGUCCACUGGGUGGCAGCAGGGAGUCAUUUGUCGUCCGACCAAUGCAUUUCUUAUUUGUUUGUUCCUUUUGAUUUCAGUCUGACAUUUGAGGACUUCACGCUGGAUCAGAUAUAUAAUGGACCCGCAGGAGCUACUUGGUUAGCAUGCUAACUCCUGCGCAAACAUUUGAAUGUCGUUCAUUGAGGUCUGAAUUACUGAAUUAAAAAAAUUCAACACUA